CGCUGCCAUGGCGGCGGCGGGCUCGGGGCCGGCGGCGGGGGUCCCCCCGGCUCGCAAGGAUUUCUAUUGGCUCCGCUCCUUCGUGGCCGGAGGUAUUGCAGGAUGCUGUGCUAAAACAACCAUUGCCCCUCUAGAUCGAGUAAAGAUUUUAUUGCAAGCUCAUAAUCACCAUUACAAACAUUUAGGAGUAUUUUCUGCAUUGUGUGCUGUCCCCAAAAAGGAAGGCUACCUCGGACUGUAUAAAGGGAAUGGGGCGAUGAUGAUUAGAAUAUUCCCAUAUGGUGCAAUCCAGUUUAUGGCUUUUGAUCAUUAUAAAAAGUUAAUUACCACCAAGUUUGGGAUUUCUGGACACGUACACCGGUUAAUGGCUGGCUCCAUGGCAGGUAUGACAGCGGUCAUUUGUACUUAUCCUCUUGACAUGGUUAGAGUGCGCCUGGCAUUCCAGGUGAAAGGGGAACACACAUAUACAGGAAUUAUUCAUGCAUUCAAAACAAUUUACGCCAAGGAAGGUGGCUUUCGAGGAUUUUACCGAGGGCUGAUGCCGACCAUUGUAGGAAUGGCCCCUUAUGCAGGUGUUUCAUUUUUUACCUUUGGUACAUUAAAGAGUGUUGGUCUAUCCCAUGCUCCUACCCUGCUCGGAAGGCCUUCAUCAGAUAACCCUAAUGUCCUAGUUUUGAAAACGCACAUAAACUUACUUUGUGGUGGCGUUGCUGGAGCUAUAGCACAGACAAUAUCGUACCCACUUGAUGUAACCCGCCGGCGAAUGCAGUUAGGGACUGUACUCCCGGACUCUGAAAAGUGCCUUACAAUGCUGAAGACGCUGAAGUAUGUGUAUGGUCACCAUGGAAUCAGAAGAGGAUUGUACCGUGGCUUAUCUCUCAACUACAUCCGAUGCAUUCCCUCGCAAGCUGUGGCAUUUACAACAUAUGAACUUAUGAAGCAAUUUUUGCAUCUCAACUAAAAUCCCGAGGUGUUUGUUUUAUGUUUUCUUUUAGAAAAAAUUGUCACCAGGGAUAAUUAAUCCCAAAUAUUUUCCAUUUUACGCUAAUAUCCAUGGGGAAAAUACUUGAAGAGGGAAAUUUACUCAGUUAUUGAAACCACUGGGAUUUUGGUACAGGUACUUGAUUUUUAUUUGCCGAAAACAAACACUUACCAGGUUGUAAUUUGGGGAUGCCAAAAUUUGUAGUUUCUGAAUCGUAGCAUUCACUGUAAACUUUAGGACGCUUCAGGCCAAACUGAUUUGAUUUGUUUGAAAGAAGUGAUCACUUGUCAUUUGCAAAUGAUCAGGAAAAAGAAUUAGUUUCAAUACGGGUUUAAGCUGUUGCUGUUAGCUUUGUCAUGCCAUUCCAGGCUCUCAGUACGAAUCAUGAUAUUGCAUUUUAUUUCUGGUCGAAGCUCUUUUCUUUUGAGUAGAUUAACUUGAAACAGUGUAAUUGGUUGAAACAAUAUUUAGAACUGAAUUUAUAUUUACUUUGUUGUAGAAAGUGUAACUUGUAAGUCAGCUAUAAAGGGUUAAUAUUUUUGGUGGUAAUUCCUGUACACUGUCAAACUUGUGCAUCUUUUGAUAAGCAGUUAAAUUUUUUCCAGUCUAUUUGAAUGUAGUGUGUUUAAAAGUAGUGAUUUUGUAAAUCAGUAUCUCCAUUGUUUUAAUAAUCAUCUGUAGAUAAUAUGAGAUAUUUUACCUGGAUCUUCAUAAAGAUGCAGUCUAUCCAUCAAUGUCGUAUUUAUUGAGCGUUUACUGUGUGCAGAGCACUGUGCAGCAUAAGGAAGUUGACAGACACGAUCCCUGCCCAUAAGGAACGUACAGUCUACAGCCUAAUCCACAAUUAAUCCAUCAAGGGCAGUUAUGACACGUCGGACAACAUCACUCAAAAAAUGGGCCAACCCAAUGUGUUUGCUGAAAGGAUUUAUUUAUCGAGUGGCAUUGGUUUGUGGAUUAUGCUGCACUGAAAGAUGUAAAUGUAUAAUGGAUGAAAAAUAUAUACCUUAAUGCGGGUUGUCUCAAAAGAUUUCUGUAAAUGUGUGGGCGUACAGCUAUAUAUAUAUGUGUAUUUUAUUAUAUUACAUCAAAAUAUUCCUUGGAAAACAAUCCUAUUGCAAUGUCAAGAGACUUUACAGAGCUCUUCAAUAUAGUUUUCAAAUAACUGUAGUGCUUAAAAUGAAAAUAUUUGACCAUCAUAUCACUUUAAAAAUACUAUUUUUAUUAUUGUAAAUAUGCCAAAUAGGUCCAAUAAGAAAAAAAGAGUGAUGUGUCCUCUGAAAUAUGAUUAGGGUUGAAAUAAUUCAAGGUAUUAAAAUACUAAUAUAGUUGA
Ornithorhynchus anatinus (platypus) is the source of this 2312-nucleotide messenger RNA. It is a transcript of the gene SLC25A16, whose product is annotated as solute carrier family 25 member 16. The transcript is spliced from 9 exons. The record is from RefSeq and is a predicted model, not a curated record. Gene Ontology annotation, biological process: transmembrane transport. Gene Ontology annotation, cellular component: mitochondrial inner membrane. NCBI's taxonomy places the organism in Eukaryota, Metazoa, Chordata, Mammalia, Monotremata, Ornithorhynchidae. Bases 8 to 961 code for a protein of 317 amino acids.